Molecule: messenger RNA, 4401 nt
Organism: Larimichthys crocea (large yellow croaker)
Lineage: Eukaryota; Metazoa; Chordata; Actinopteri; Sciaenidae
Product: AN1-type zinc finger protein 5
Exons: 6
Coding region: 221-877 (218 amino acids)
Molecular function (GO): zinc ion binding; DNA binding
Source: RefSeq, a predicted model, not a curated record
UGCUGUGUUGGCCUCGUCUGACUGAAGCUGAAUCGAUGCUGGUAGGAUGACGUCAUGGUCGUUGUUUCGAAUGUCGGGAGCUAGCGCUGGGUAGGAGGCCGCGCGCUCUGCUUGGGGACACAACUUGUUACAAACCUGAAGCCCAAGGUCGUCGACAGCCCCCGGUACCUUGAUAUCCAGGAAUAUCCUCUCCCAUCCCCCUUACCCCCUCUGUCAGAGCAUGGCUCAGGAGACCAAUCAGACGCAGGUGCCAAUGCUUUGCACUAUGGGAUGUGGUUUCUAUGGUAACCCCCGCACCAACGGCAUGUGCUCGGUCUGCUACAAGGAACACCUGCAGAGACAACAGGGAGGGGGGCGAUCCAGCCCCCCGGGAGAGAAAGCUGCUACGUCACCGGCAGGAUCACCAGGGUCCUCUGGUGUGACUGUGGAGAGUGCACCCUCAGAACCAAGUACAGAGGUGGCGGGGACCCCACCUGAGGAACAAACGACCAGUCCCAGCUCUCCCAGUCCAGUAACUCAACAGAUGACAGCUAUGAGCAUCUCCCAGGAUUCAGGAGCUGUAGACUCUGAUCGAGCGGAGGCUGAGGAGGGAGAAGAGGAGGGUACUUCCAACAGCACAGAGCCAGUGGGGGAAGCAGCACAGGCUUUGUCCGAUAAUGACCAAACUCCUGAUAAAAACAAGAAAAAGAACCGCUGCUUUUCUUGCCGGAAGAAAGUGGGCCUUACUGGUUUUGACUGUCGCUGCGGCAACCUGUUCUGUGCCAUCCACCGUUACUCUGACAAACACGACUGUCCCUACGAUUACCGGAGUGCAGCUGCUGCCCGCAUACGCAAGGAGAACCCCAUCGUGGUGGCUGAGAAAAUUCAGAAGUUAUGAGGACUGAGUGCAAAAAAGAAAAAAAAGUCUCUGACUUUGUGAAUUUGAACAAUGGCGACUUGGAUGAAAACACCUGAUAUCAUGGCUUCAUUUGUUCAUGGUAGUCUAAGGCGGGCGGGACGGGGCGGGGAUGGGGGUGGUGAGGUUGCAGCCGCUGUCCAGACGCUUCCCUUACUAGCAUCUCCCUCUCUCUCCACUAGUGACUGCGGCUGAACCUGAGUGUUUCUGUGCGUGCGUGUGUGUUUGUAUGAAAGCGUGUGUGUGUGUGUGUGCACAUUUGCUUGAGAGUCAGGGGGGAGAGAGCUGAGGGGUUUGGUGGACAUUGGCGUUGCUGUGGGGAGGGAAGGCAUUUGAUUUUUUUACCCCUUUUUGUUUCUCAACUUGGGGGGAUCGUGUGAGUUUAUUUUUCUACAAUCCCUGUGAGGAGUAGUUGAAAUGAGACAGGGGUAAGCUGUUAAGGAAUGUGUCACAGCCUGGGUAAUGACACAGAGCUCAAUUAAGGUCUAGCAAGUAAAAAAAAAAAAAACUAACUGGGAGAUUUCAUGUAUCAGCAAGACCUUUUAAGGGCUUUGGAAUAUAAAUUUUUCUCCCAGUCUGAAAAUGAUGUCAACUUCUUGUCAAAUUGGCUUUUUUUUUUCUUCCCAUCUCGUUACUCUAUGGGUCACCACAUGUUGAACUCCCAAGUCUCAGCAUUUUCCAGAAAUGUUUCUCUUUGAUAUAUUGACUUAUCAUACUGAUAUUGGGUGCAUGAACAGUUAAUGGAGGGGGAAGGUAGGGGAGGGCAAGGGCAGGGGAAACUGAAAACCUUGACUUAACUGAGUGAUUGAUUGAAUUCUGUGUUUUUAUUUUAUUUCUUUUUUUUUUCUGUUUUAAUGAGCGUAUGACAUCAGAUGAUCUAUAUUAAUAUAUUGUAGUUAGCUUGAAUAGUGUGAUUGCAUUCUAUUUAUUUUUUAUCGUUUGGUUGGUCUGUGCUGGAGGAUUGGCAGCAUGUGUCAGCAAAUCGUCAAGAUUUGCACUUAACCUCUUCAAUUAUAUUUAAGUAAUUCCAUCUUGAUUAUAUAACCAUUGAAUUUAAAAAAAGGAAAAAAGAAAAAAAAUACACAAGCUCCUGACAUGAUGGAGUAGAGUCCAGUUAAGCCGUUACAACUACAAUUGUGCAGUAAAACGUCCAUUGUUUUGGAGACAAAGCACAACGAAGUGUGUCAACUGCAGAGCACAAACCAAUGUGCCACACCUACUCAGUUUUGUUCAGCAUCUGGGUCAUUUGCAGUUUAUAUCUGAUUUGUAUAGCAGGCUCUCUGAAGAUAUUGCCUUGUUGUUCGAUGGAGGAGACGUUCUAUUUUAGUAUGGCAGUGUGUUCUCCUUGAAUGCCCUUUUCUGUUCUAUGGAGAGUGAAACUCCAUAUUUCUCUAACCACCAGCAGACCACUGACACAUGCUGAAUGAAAACUGACCUGGGUCGCAGUUACCCUACACGUUGACACGUCCGCUCAGCUAAAGUAACGACCGUUGCUACGCUACAGAGUUGCGUGCUGCGCUUUUACGAUGUGCUCCGAUUCAGACGAGUCCUUAACUACGAAGAGCGCUUCUAGCUAGCUUCUUCUAGGAAGAUCCAAUUUAAAUGCAUGUGUGCGGUGAAACAUAUGAGUUACUGUUUGGUAACCGACUGCACCGUUUGACAUGAAGCUGGAAUGUUUAAAAAAGCCACACAGCAGUAGCACAAUGCAUGGCUGGAACCAUAAGGUUCAAGUUAACAGGACUCUACAGUUUAUUUUCCAAAUGUAAAUACCAUAUGGCUCCUAUUCAUAUAGUAUAAUCUUAAUGUAGUUUUUUGCCAGGUGGGGGACUAAGGUGAAGAAUAGUACUAUGUGUAUAAAAGUGCUUUUCAUAAUUAUCCAGAAAAAAUGUGCCACAAAUGGCACCAAUUUCUGCAUCUUGUUCCCCUUUGAUUUACGAGUUAUUUACCACCAUCAUUUGCCCACGCAAAGUCCAAAGUAUGUUCAGUAACUGGCUCUACCAUGUCUCCUACCAGCCACGUGGCCUCUUUUCUACAAUACUAGUUAUAUCGUUAACAAGCCCCUAUAAGCUUUAUUAACCUUGCUGAAUUACACAGUAUCCCAGCCCGUGCUUUUAUCCUGUUACUGAAGUCUAUUCAUAGCCUAGUGAUAUUACUGAGAGUUUAAAAAAAGGCCUCUUGUGAGAUUGUAGAGGGACGUUUGAGGUAUCAUCUUUUCAUUAUCAAAAACUUUCCUUGUAAAUGUGCUUGAUCUUGAUCAUUAAAUAUUUAUGAAAGAGGUGCAGAAAAGUUUUGCAAGGAUUUUGCAGAGUGUGCAUUCUCAAAAUAAGCCAGUGUGGAAUUUGUUGCAGGUGAAGGACACUUGUAUACACCGAAUAUAAUGUUGGACCUGGUUUCAGUUCAUUGGAAAAUCGGGCUUCUUAAGGAUUCCCGUUUUAAGUCCUAGUGUUGGUGAUGGACACGCCUAAAUGGCUUUGUGACUUGGCAUGCCAACACAGAGACAGUUUACCAAGGACGGGCUGAUCAUCUAAAGCCCCAGACUGUUAUUUAAUCACCACUUGAAGAAAAUCGAAAAUAAGUUCAUGGGGAUUCUGAUGAUGAUGUAUAAGGAGAAUAAUUGUCAUAUUUCGGGGAACUUGUGCUUGGAGCUGUUCUGCAGUUUGGUAAUCCCUAAAAUGUAUCUUAUAUAUUCAGAAUAUUUGAGCUUGCCUGCUGGGUUGUGUACACAAUUCUGAGUUUUCUUUUACAGAUCCUUUAAGAGAAAAAAGUCCUUUACCAUGGGAUGAUUGUUCAGCUGUGUAAAUCAUGAGGAUUUCAUGGUUUACACUUUCUGCUAUCUAUUGACUGCUCAUAUCAACCCCCCCUACCCUCUAUUUUCUUAAUAAACAUGAGCAGUUUGAAUGUAAACCACCAGAAUUCACAUCAGCUGUUAUGUCAUGUAUUAAACCACUUAGCCCGGACAUUUGGGCGGAAGAUGGAGGCCCAGUUUCUUUACAUGUGAUUUGGGACAGUUGGAUCACUUAAAAAUGUUUUGACUGUUUGUGAUGAAGGACUUGGCACCAGCAAUUAGGGCAACUAUACCUGAAUAAUCUAGAUAUUAUCAAUAACAUAUACGUUUUUCUUCCUUCUGUUCUCUUUGCUUUGAUAGUUUUGAUGUCUUCAAUCCUGUCUUCAGCGCAACCCUUCAUAAUCAGUGUCUUCAUCAUACAAAGGUUUUGAUUGAUAAUAAUGAUGAACCUGUCAGUUGUGAUGAAUGUGGUUGAAAUGUCACUGCAGAAGUAAAGACAAAUGACGCUGACUUGAUUCAUUCUGUCUUUCGAGAUGAGCUUGAGGGACAUCGAAUGAAAUCUACAAUGUUCACAGAGCUGUAGUUCUUGUCCCUUGGCACUUCCAGUCCCCCAGAAACACCACCAGAUAUCUUUUUAUUUUGUUUUUUUCUUUCAAGAUUUAGGAUUGUAUGAUGUGUAAGAGUAAGUAUAAAACAAUAAAUUCACAAAGUUUAUUUUAAA